Cherax quadricarinatus is the source of this 1566-nucleotide messenger RNA. It is a transcript of the gene mEFTu2, whose product is annotated as mitochondrial translation elongation factor Tu 2. The record is from RefSeq and is a predicted model, not a curated record. Gene Ontology annotation, biological process: mitochondrial translational elongation. Gene Ontology annotation, cellular component: mitochondrion. NCBI's taxonomy places the organism in Eukaryota, Metazoa, Arthropoda, Malacostraca, Decapoda, Parastacidae. Gene Ontology annotation, molecular function: GTP binding; GTPase activity; translation elongation factor activity.
UUCUCUUUCCGGAGGAAACAGAUUUGGGCAGUAAUUUUUUAUUAGGACUUCGGGAAGAAAGGCUCAAUAAAACGUUAGCUUUGGUGGCCCUGAAUACCACCACCACAACAACAACGAUAAUUGGAGAUAUUAUAGUUUGUUAAGAUACGUUGUGUAAGAGGCGGAACUAGAUACAUGAUGGUUAACUGUCCGUUAUUGAGACAACUUCAUGGUGGUGUGAGCACCAGAAUGAAGCUCUUGGGAGCCAUCAGUGAAACUCAAAGUAAUAAAAAGGCCUUUAGAUGGUUUUCUGCCAAUAAUGAGAAAGAGAAGCCCACAUGUAAUGUUGGUACUAUUGGCCACGUGGAUCAUGGGAAAACUACCCUUACAGCAGCUAUCACUAAAGUUCUUCAGAAGACUGGACUGUCAAGUUUUGUUUCUUAUGAUCAGAUAGAUCGCGCACCAGAGGAAAAACAACGAGGCAUAACUAUUAAUACAGCACACAUUUCCUAUUCCUCAUCACUGAGACACUAUGCACACACAGACUGCCCAGGGCAUUCCGAUUAUGUGAAGAACAUGAUUUCUGGAGCAUCUCAAAUGGAUGGAGCCAUUCUAGUUGUAGCGGCAAGUGACGGACAAAUGCCACAAACUCGAGAGCACCUCUUGUUAGCUAAGCAAGCAGGAGUGAAAAAAGUUGUGGUAUUUGUUAAUAAGGCAGACCUAGUGGAUGAAGAUGUAUUAGAACUGGUGGAGAUAGAGGUUCGAGAGUUACUGGAAGAUUACGGUUAUGAUGGUAUUGAUGCACCCUUUGUGAAUGGAUCUGCUCUGCUUGCCCUACAAGGAGAUCAGGGACCAUAUGGAGAAAGCAGCAUUCAAAAACUUGUGAAGGCUCUGGAUGAAUACAUAACAAUUCCAACUCGAGAUCUUACGUCUCCGUUCUUACUUCCCAUAGACAAUUACUUUACCGUGCCAGGUCGUGGAUCAGUUGUUACAGGAACUCUUAAACGAGGUAUCAUGAGAAAAGGAGAAGCAGCUGAAUUACUUGGAUUUGAUCGCCACAUCAAGACUGUUCUUAAUGACUUGCAGGUAUUCAAGAAGUCCACACCAAUUAUAGAGGCUGGACAGAAUGUGGGUGUUUUACUUCGAGGUGUCAAAAAUGAAGUGCUUAGUAGGGGUAUGACCCUGUGUGCCAGUGGCUCACAGAAAUGUCACAACAGAUUUGAAGCUGCCAUAUAUCUUCUAAGCCAUGCAGAAGGUGGCAGAUCUCGUCCACUAGUUUCUCCUUACAUGCAACAGCUUUUCAGUGAUACUUGGAAUGUUGCUUGCAGAGUUGACCUGCCAGACGGUAUACACAUGUUGAUGCCAGGUGACCAUGGGACAGUAAUACUGACCCUGCAAGAAAGUAUGGUGAUGAUGCAGAACCAGUCAUUUACCAUCAGAGAGAAUAACAGUACAGUUGGAACAGGAAUAAUAAUAAAACUUUUGGAUAGUGUGUUAAUUCCUCAAAAAAAAUUAGAUAAAAUAGUUUGGUAAGAGUUAUCACAGUUAAGUACUGUUUUGCUGAAAUAAAUAGUACAUGUAUGUUAA